UCUGAUUACGAGAUCCCACUGGAUAAGGCUUGGGAAUUUCCAAGAGAAAAACUCCAGGUCAGCAGCAUCCUUGGUGAAGGAGCAUUCGGUACUGUGUACAUGGCAACUGCAGUUGGUGUUGAUUCAUCCAAUCCGGAAGCCUCUACUAAAGUCGCCGUCAAAAUGCUCAAAGAGAACGCCAGUGACCAGGAUGUUGUGGACCUGGUGCAAGAGAUGGAGAUGAUGAAGAUCAUCGGGCGACACAAGAAUGUUCUCAGUCUGCUGGGAUGUUGCACUCAGAACGGCCCACUCUUCGUCAUCCUGGAGUACGCUGCCAACGGCAACCUUCGAGAUUUCCUCAGAGACAAACGACCGAAAAAUUUCCGACUGCAGAACUGCGUGGUGGAGGUUCCAUUGGAUUACUUGACUUACAAAGAUCUAGUUACCUUCGCUCUGCAGAUUGCUAAGGGCAUGGAGUUUUUAGCUUCAAAAAUGUGCAUCCACAGGGACCUGGCAGCUCGAAACGUUCUUGUAUGCGAGGAUUACACGUUGAAGGUCGCAGAUUUUGGACUGACGAGAAAUGUUCUCAAGAGUGACUACUACAAGAAAAAAACUGAUGGUCGUCUGCCAGUCAAAUGGAUGGCCCCUGAGGCGCUUUUCGACAGGAAGUGUACAGUCAAAAGUGAUGUCUGGUCAUACGGGAUUCUGUUAUGGGAAUUGUUUUCACUUGGAGGCAAUCCCUAUCCGUCGGUUCCCGUUGAAAAGAUCUUCCAACUCCUGAAGGCGGGGUAUAGGAUGGAAGCCCCUGUCUACUCAUCCAAUGAAAUUUACUCGCUGAUGCUCUCCUGCUGGCAUCAGAGCCCUGACCACCGACCAAGCUUCAACAAGAUCGUCAACAGUCUCCAUUCUGUCCUCAGAUCUGUCGAGAACCAGGUGAUUAAUUGA
Molecule: messenger RNA, 924 nt
Organism: Helobdella robusta
Lineage: Eukaryota; Metazoa; Annelida; Clitellata; Rhynchobdellida; Glossiphoniidae
Exons: 8
Biological process (GO): positive regulation of kinase activity; multicellular organism development; protein phosphorylation
Cellular component (GO): signaling receptor complex
Molecular function (GO): transmembrane receptor protein tyrosine kinase activity; ATP binding
Source: RefSeq, a predicted model, not a curated record